AGUUGGUACACACUUAGAAAAAUGGCGGAUUGCUCAAACAGUUCCUUGGCUUUAUUAGGUGCUUAUUUAAGUGACGGAAGCAGCGAUGAAGAAAUUCCAGGACCUAAAGUUUCCACAAAAAGACAGGCAUCAAAAGACUGGCCUGAUCAGAAUCCUAGUAAAAAGAUGUCAAGUGAUGGUGAUGAAGAGAAAUUACCACUUCCAUCACCGCUGAUGUCAUUCAUUCCAUCAUCCAAGAAUAAAGUGGACAAUCCAGUGGAACAUGAUGGACGUAUUCGUUCAUUUCCACAUGAGAGAGGGAACUGGUCAACAUAUGUUUACAUCCCUUUCGAGCCUGGUCCAGCUGUCAGCUCAUUUGUUGACGUUGUGCUUGAGUGCUGUAAGACGACAGUAGUUCUCAAACCUGUCGAUGAACACCACAUCAGUUUAACCCGAACAGUUGUGUUAAGGCAUCACUGGAUUGACUCUUUCUUUGAGUCAGUACGACUGUGUAUCAAGGAACUUCCAAGCUUUUCACUCAGUUUUGACUCUGUUGGGGUGUACUGUAAUGAAGAGAAAACACGCACCUUCAUUGGAUUAACUGUUGCUGCUGGUCAUAAGUCAUUAAUUGCAGUGGUUAACGUACUGAACAAGUGUCUUGCAGAUUUCAGGCUUCCUCCAUUCUAUAAGGAACCAUCAUUUCACAUGAGUAUAGCAUGGUGUGUUGGUAAUUAUGUUGAGCAGAUUGAGAGGGAUGUACUCCCUCAGUUACAAGUGGCCUUCCAGCACUUCAUGCAUGCUCAGUAUGACCAGUGGAAACUCCACGUAGUCCAACUGCAUUGCAAGUGUGGAAACAAACUGUGCACUUUUCAACUUGCCAAUUAACUGUAAGAGUGAUGGCAACAGAUUUAUCCUAACUAAACCCAAAUGUAACAUUAGAGAAUUAGUAAUCAUUAGUAUGCUGUUCUGUACAACUGAAAUAAAAUCUUCUCGGGUGAGCAACUGUGUAAAUUCAGCAGUAGGUGACCUGUGUCAAUUCAGGGGUAGGCAAACAGCUGUGUCAGUUCAGAAGUAGGUGAACAGCUACAUCAACUCUGAAGUCCAGUGUUUCAGAAAUCUUCUGUCUCCAUUAUCAGAGAAUGAUGGAUUGGUUAAACAGUGAUUAACACACUGAAUUGGCUGGCAUGAUGUCUCAUGUUUGAGAGGUGCUCUGUCUAUAACAUAGCCAGGAUGCCAGCUAUCCUGGCAGGUUUCUCAGGGUCUCUUCAGCCCCUUCAGGCAGGUCUUGAUUAGACCAUGCCUACUUCCUUCCAAUUCUUCACUCAUCAUCCCACCAUUUGACACCAUACAGUUUAGCUACUGACUGCUUUGUAAAAUCCAUCCCAUUCCCCACCAAAUAAUUAACUGGCAAUUAUAAAUAGUAUAUAGUGAUUAUGUAUCACUGAUUAUUUUUUGUAUUCACUUCUACUAACACAUAUCAAGGUUCAACCUUCAAGGACAACGUUUGACAUACAAAGAGGGUGUGGGGUGUCAGUAGUAGCUGAGGUGGACCUCAGUGGUGGGGGGUGGGGUUUGUGUGUGUGUGUGAGAGAGAGAGAGACCAUCAGUGUUGACUGGUACAUAAUUCCACGAUGCUGGAGACACAGGUCUCUGAUGAGACAUCUCUCUUUUCCAAAUCAAAGACUGAAAAUUUUGUCACAUAAAAUAAAGCAUUACAUUUGUCACACAAAUAUUUCCUCUUUCCUUUUGAAUCAUGCAGUCAUAAAAGAGAAAAUGGAAAA
Cryptotermes secundus is the source of this 1760-nucleotide messenger RNA. Its product is annotated as U6 snRNA phosphodiesterase. Lineage: Eukaryota; Metazoa; Arthropoda; Insecta; Blattodea; Kalotermitidae. Gene Ontology annotation, molecular function: 3'-5'-RNA exonuclease activity. The record is from RefSeq and is a predicted model, not a curated record. Gene Ontology annotation, cellular component: nucleus. Bases 22 to 864 code for a protein of 280 amino acids. The transcript is spliced from 5 exons. Gene Ontology annotation, biological process: U6 snRNA 3'-end processing.